This is a messenger RNA of Nerophis ophidion (straightnose pipefish), 1401 nucleotides long. Its product is annotated as gastrula zinc finger protein XlCGF8.2DB-like. The record is from RefSeq and is a predicted model, not a curated record. The transcript has a single exon. Gene Ontology annotation, biological process: regulation of transcription by RNA polymerase II. Lineage: Eukaryota; Metazoa; Chordata; Actinopteri; Syngnathiformes; Syngnathidae. Gene Ontology annotation, molecular function: DNA-binding transcription factor activity; RNA polymerase II cis-regulatory region sequence-specific DNA binding. The coding region runs from base 56 to 1078 and encodes 340 amino acids.
CAUCAGUCAGCAGGGAGAGCAUCUAGAAGGACGGGAGGAGGUUGAUGUCAACAAGAUGCCAGUGACUGGUGUCCCUGUGAAGAGUGAAGAUGAUGAGGUCAAAGGUGAAAGCGAAGAGAAGAGAGAGGCGGAACCUCCAAGUAGCAGCUCAACACAACACAUGACAACAGAAGCUGAUGGAGACCACUGUGGAGGAUCACAAGCAGACAAGCUCUUAGCUCCACUAUCAGAUAGUGAGGACACAACGUCACACUCUCCUGACACUGAUGAUGAAGACUCUAAAGAUGAUAAGACCUGUCACACUGACAACACACACUUCAAGUGUUCUCACUGUGACAAAACUUUUAAAUCUCCUCGUAAUUUGAAAAGACACAUGAUAACACACACUGGAGAAAAACCUUUUUCAUGUUCAGUCUGCAGUAAAGGUUUAACUCAUAGGCACUAUUUGAAAGUAGACAUGAGAAUUCACACUGGAGAAAAACCCUUUUCUUGCUCAGAAUGUGGUAAAAGUUUUGUAAGAAAUCAAAGUUUAAAAGCACACAUGAGAACACACACUGGAGAAAAACCUUUUUCAUGUACAAUCUGCGGUAAAGAUUUUACUCAUAAGCAACAUUUGGAAAUACACAUGAGAAUACACACUGGAGAAAAACAUUUUUUCUGCUCAGAAUGUGGGAAAAGUUUUGUAAGAAAUCAAAAUUUAAAAGAACAUUUGAAAAUACACACUGGAGAAAAACCUUUUUUAUGUUCAAUCUGCGGUAAAGAUUUUACUAAUAGUAAACAUUGCAAAAGACACAUGAGAACACACACUAGAGAAACACCUUUUUCGUGUUCAAUCUGUGGUAAAGAUUUUACUCGGAGGCACCAUUUAAAAAAACACAUGAGAAUACACACUGGAGAAAAACCUUUUUCCUGCUCAGAAUGUGGUAAAGCUUUUUUACGAAGAAGCAAUUUGAAAAGACACAUGAUAACACACCCAGGAGAGAAAGUGUUGAGUUGCAGUGUGUGUAGUGAAAGAUUCUCUUAUAAGUACCAGUGUAAGAAACACAAGUGUGCUGGUGAGAACAGCAGCAGCAAAUGAAAAUGCAGGAUUUGAAAUAAACUGUCAAAACUUAACUUUGACCUUCUAACAACAUCAGCACAUAGAGUCUAACGUUUAUAGAUUAGAUAUAGAUUUUUAAUUUUUUCAGUCAAGUACAUGUUUUAAUAUUGAUUGUGUACUUUUAUUUAAAAAUGAAGGCAACACUUUGACUCUCAAGGUGAGAAUAAACAGGACAAAACAUGUUGCAAAUACUUUUUAUGUGUAAAGAGAUAUUCAGAAAUCAUUUUUAAUUAUUUAUGAUGUUAUAGAUGAAAUCCUUUAUAUGAUGUACAUAUUUGUUUUACAUUUGUUCAUACCUUUCU